Molecule: messenger RNA, 3638 nt
Organism: Helicoverpa armigera (cotton bollworm)
Lineage: Eukaryota; Metazoa; Arthropoda; Insecta; Lepidoptera; Noctuidae
Gene: Reck
Product: reversion-inducing cysteine-rich protein with Kazal motifs
Exons: 18
Coding region: 370-3222 (950 amino acids)
Biological process (GO): extracellular matrix organization
Cellular component (GO): plasma membrane
Molecular function (GO): protein binding; metalloendopeptidase inhibitor activity
Source: RefSeq, a predicted model, not a curated record
GAAUGAAUUUAUGCCGGUCUAUUUAGUAACGCGUCAAUUUGGCGCGAGAAAGGUUGUGGGGGAGGUUACAUUGGAAACUUAUUGAAAAGCGCGCGAAUUAUAUUCUCGGGUUAUCUGUGACUGUGAAAAUUAAAAAGUUAAUUGAAUCUUUAUGUUUUUUUUGCUGGUUGAUUAUACUAGCGUCUAUUUUUUUGUGUUGUGAUGUGAGUUUUAUGAAAGAUGCGUUAGAAUUAUCAAGAACAAACAAUAGAGAUAAGAUUUGUCCUAGACUGAACUUUGGAGACACGUGAGAUGAAACGGACUAAAAAUAAUUCAUCUUAACUUUGGCCUGUUUUAGAUGUAGAAGAAUAACGAAGUGAUUGCUGAACCAUGGAGACCAUUAAAACUUGCAGCAGAUAUCGAAGGAGGCACGCAGAUGUGCUGAAAUCCAGCCUUAUAUUCGUGGCAGUCUCACUGGCCUGUGUCAAUUCGCAAGACAUAACAGCUUGCUGCGACAAAGCCGAGGGGACGUGUCGCAGUGUUUGUGACAAGAUGUCUUUGGUGGAGAUAGCAUCAAAUGCGUCCACCUUUGAACAAAUGGUCCCAAACAUCUACAGAUUUUGCACACCACGCUUAAUUGAAUUUUGGAUUUGCAUGAACAAGACUAUCCAAGCAGAAGUGGUGUCAGGGUCCGGGUGGUGGGGCCGCGCGUGCUGCUCGCUGGGCCGCCUGACGUCAUGCCGGCACGCAUGCGCGAUGGCCGCCAACGAGAGCUCGCUGGUAGGCGCGGGCGCAUGUCGCAGGUCCGAUGAGAUCGCGUUUUUCGAUUGUGUGCAGAAGCAGGAGGAGGCUCAGAGAUGCUGUUCGCAGACGCAAUCCAUGACGUGUCACGAAGAGUGUCAGAAAGCUCUAUGGCGUCUCGGCCAAUCUAAAGUAGACGUGCAAGCCAGGGCCACGGCAUUACAGUCAUGUGAGGAGUCGCCUGAUCUGAUGAAAUGUUUGAGGGACCUCACAGAUUCGGUGAUAUCCACGGAUACUGCUAAAUAUUUGCCAUGUUGUCGCGAAUCAAACCGUCAAGAAUGUCAGCCGACUUGCGAGCGCGUGCUACGAAGUACAGGAGUAUUGCAGGAGAUUAUGGAAGCAUUGGAGGUUGACUGCGGAGCUCCAGUCAUACUGGAUGGCUUCUGGCAAUGCUUUUUGAAGAAGGACGCCCCGCCCGAACCUAAGGAUCUCAUCCCACAUGAUAUAGCCAAACUGCAUUGCUGUCAGAAGGCCGUGACAAUAAACUGUCGAAGAUUAUGUUUCGAGACGUUCAACACCGGUUGGCAAACUAACUGGCAAAAGUUCUACGCGGAGUGUUUGGGCGAUCCCCAGGAGAUCUCGCUCUCUGAGUGUAUGGACGAUGUGGACGCGCCGUGUUCUCUCGGCUGUGGUGGUCUGACAUACUGCAGUCAGCUCAAUAGUCGUCCCACGACGCUGUUCAGAUCGUGCACUGCGCAGGCUGAUCUCGAGGCACAUCUUGCAGUAGCUGAGCAGAAGGGGAGUGGAGUUUUGAUCAUUUCGGGAAUGGAGCUGCCUCUGAAAAACUCCAGUCAGUGUCCUAUCGAUAUUUGGAAGAGCGUCGCUUGCGCGUUACAUGUCAAACCUUGUACAGCAAAGGGUCACAGCAGUCUCCUAUGUGCAGAAGAAUGUGCUCGUCUAGUAUCGUCAUGUGUGGAAUGGUCACGGGCGCCAGCUUCACUGAACGCGCGGGCGCUGUGUGCUCGCCUCACGCCGCCCGACGCUAAUGCUCCAUGUGUACCGCUACACCAGUUCAUGUCACCUAGUACAGAAGCCCCCUUACUAUCAGCUAAGGAAGUAGUGACGUCACCGUGCUCCGGGUCUCCGUGCACCCCGCCACAGACUUGCGUCAUCAACAGGAACUGUUUGCACGGCGGCUCCUGUCCACGGUACUAUUGCGUCGAUGGAUGCCCUCUUGGAGACAGUUCAUCACAAAUAGUACCAGUUGGAUCAUGGGUACGUGUACCGAUGCAGUCCUCUAUUCGCAAGGCAUGUUUCAAGAUCUGCCGCUGUGGCCUCAAGGGACUGAUGGACUGUCAACCAUUGCCUUGUGUUGAACUUGAGAAUUGUCAGCUGCACGAUAGAGAAGUUAAACAAGGCGAGAAGUACUACAUGGAGUGUAACGCAUGUUCGUGUCGAGGCGGGGAGCGAGUAUGUGCCCGCCGAGCGUGUGGCCGCGCCGCGCUGCCGUGCUACUGCCCGCCGCACCACCUGCCCGUCAGGGCCAAGCACACCAUGUACCCCAACGCGUGCCUCGCCAAAUGUGCGGGCGCGUCGGACGGCGAGCUGGAGUUCGGCGCGAGCUCGGUGUGCGCGGGCGCGGGCUGCGGCCGCCGGCACGUGUGCAUGCCCAAGCCUAACGUGUGUCUGUCCCGCCUGCAGACUGCCUGCCCGCAGUACCAUUGUGUGAGCACAGUGAACUGCAACGCCCAAUCAGGACAGCCGGUAUGCGACACGGACGGACACAGCCACGCGACGCCGUGCCACCUCGUCAUGAGCGGCAGGAAGUUCGCCUACUGGGGCAACUGUCUGCACGGAUGCUCUGCUGCGGGUCCAGUUUGUGGCGUGAACGGAGUGUCGUACAUCUCCGAGUGCGCGGCCUGGGCGGAGUACGUCAGCGUGGACUACGCCGGGCCCUGCCUCGCCGUCGGACCCAUCUCCGACCUCAUGGAGCCCAAGUGUGCCCUCAUCGACAGGAUCAACUGCCCCCCACUCAAGAAACCCAACUGCCUUGGCUUCACUGCCCCCGGUGCAUGCUGCCCAAAGUGCGGAGGAGCCCUAAGAAUACUUUAUUCCAAGAAACAAAUCGAUAGAGCGCUAUACGGAACAAACAUUUCCGCCAGCGUCAUAAACCUCAACAAUAUUUUAAGAGCUCUAGAGAGACAUGUCAAGAUAGCCGAGUGUGCUCUCAGAGGGUACCUCACUAUUGAAAUGGAAAUAUUCGUCACAGUUGAAACGAUGUUGGAAAACCCAACUGAUUUACAACUCAAUGUGUGUAUUCUAGAAGCUGAGAAGAUCGCAGACAUGAUAAACAGAGAGAGUGUGUUGAUUACCAGUGAUUUAGGUUUAAGCUCGUUAGCGUAUGCGCUCACCGUGCACACGUACCCCACUCAAGGUGCUAGUACUGUAAGUCUAUCCAUAGCUGCGUUAAUAGCAAGUUUAUCUAUCUACGUUUUGAGGUAGAAAUAUUUAGCAUUUAAUAAUGUAUAUUUGUACAGUAGUUGUAAAUAUUGAACGUUUUAAAUGUAAUUUUUAGUGCCAUCGUUAGAAACGUAUACAAAGAAUUCAGAGAUUAUGCUUUGGUUUGCUUUAAAAUCAGGCACAAAUUAUUUAGUCAUGUUCAUAACGUGAGUUCGUUGUGCCAUUGUAGUUGUAAUGAGAUAAUGUCUUUGACUUAUACAAAUAAUAUAAUGCACGAUAGACUGCAAGAAGCAUUUUUAUAACAUUUUUACAAAAGACAUUUUUAUAAAGUACUCGUAGUCUUUAAACCAAAUAUGUAUUACAAAUAUUACUUUGUUAUAAAUUUUUAGAUGUUUAGCUAUUUUAAAAAUGUGAAUAUUGUUUACAAGCUAUUAUUGAAAUAAAAAUCACCAUUAUGA